Angiostrongylus costaricensis is the source of this 1743-nucleotide messenger RNA. The record is from the annotation of a GenBank genome assembly. NCBI's taxonomy places the organism in Eukaryota, Metazoa, Nematoda, Chromadorea, Rhabditida, Metastrongylidae.
AUGCUUUUCACCGGAGCGUAUAAGACUGACUUGUCACCACGGUUUCAGCUCGGAAAUUGGUCUGAGAAAACUGGCUGGCUUUUCGAGAACAGAUACACGAAUAAAUGGGAAUUCAACAUCGAUCCCGCCGCCGAGGAUCUGGCAGGGCUUCAUCUUCGUGUCGUCGUCUAUCUGGAGGAACCGUUCGUGACGAAGAACGCUGCAAACCACUAUGAAGGCUUCUGCAUCGACUUACUGAAUGAGAUGGCGGCGAUUCUAAAAUUCAACUACACAAUCAUCGAAGUCCAGGAUGGUAGCUAUGGCAUAGAGGACGAUUCAGGUCGAUGGAAUGGCAUCAUCGGUGUGUUGCAGAGACAUGAAGCUGACGUAUCUGUAUCGGCUGUGACUAUCACCUAUAGUCGUGUAGAGGUCGUGGAUUUCACACUGCCAUUCAUGCAUUUGGGUAUUUCAAUUCUUCUAGCAAAGACCAAAGAUGACACAGAAAAGAGUUCUUUAUUCACGUUUCUGGAGCCGCUUUCGCUAUCCGUGUGGUUCUCGCUCAUCGGCGCUUACCUCUGCGUAUCGUUCAUGAUGUACCUAUUGGCAAGGUUCAGCCCUUACGAAUGGUACGACAUUGAGAAAAUCGACGGCCGAGACCGAAGCAUCGAGAAUCAGAAGAAUCAGUUCAGUGUUCUGAAUUCGUUAUGGUUUUCCGUUGGUUCAUUGAUGCAGCAAGGUAGUGACGUCAUACCGAGAGCGGCCGCCACCCGAAUAGUUGCAGUUAUUUGGUGGAUGUUCACCCAGAUUCUCAUUUCGUCCUAUACUGCUCAGUUAGCUGCAUUUCUAACAGUAGAACGAAUGACUACACCGAUUGAGAGCACUGCUGACCUAGCGAAUCAGCAAAAGAUUCGUUAUGGGACUUUGAAGAGUGGCAGCACCAUGAACUUCUUCAAGGAAAGUAGGAUUCCAAUUUAUGAGCGAAUGUGGUCAGUUAUGGAAUCCGCGUCUCCUACUGUCUUUGUAAAUAGCUCAAAGGAAGGGAUCGCACGUGUGAAAGCAGGGAACUACGCGUAUAUGAUGGAGUCGUCGAUGCUCGAAUACUAUAUGGAGCGAGACUGCCAUCUGCAGAGAAUUGGCGGAUUACUCGACUCAAAAGGCUACGGUAUAGCGCUUCCAAAAGGCUCACCACUUAGGGACAUCUUAUCUCGCACGGUUCUCCAGCUUCAAGAAAGUACUAUUCUCGAAGCGCUUAAGAAUAAAUGGUGGCGCGACAAGAGAGUAGAUGUAAUUACUCUUAUAGAUGGUCCUUCUUGUGCUCCUCAAGCGGAAACCUCGCAAACAUCGCCACCACAGAGCGUAUUUGGGAUUUUCUACGUCCUUAUUACGGGACUUCUUAUCUCGCUAGUAAUGGCUAUUGGUGAGUACUGCAUCGAAUCCAGGCACGACACCUUUCGUCUUAAGUUUACCGUACUCGGGAAGAUUCGCUACUGGUGGACAGGCCUGUACGCCGAAGAAAAAACGGAAAAGGCUCGAAACAAAUUGUGCAACCUGCAGCUUGACACAGCCGGCCAACCACCUCCCAGAAAUCUGAUGCCGCCACCUUCGUUCGAUGAGCAGGUGUUCUUCAUUUGUGACGGCUCGCAACGAUCUCGUGCUCCGUCCGCCAUCAGUACCGAAGGUCUUCGACGGCUCAGUCGCAUGCUUCCUGCCAAUCACGAGCAACUCAUUCAUAAUCGGCUCAAGAACAAAAACAUCUACAAAUAG